CUUUCAGAGUUAAUACUUUCAACAAAAUUAAGCAAAUUUUAUUAACGAAUAAUGAAUAUAAAUUUUAAAUCGAAAUUUUUACGAAGUAAAAGGACGUACGUUUGACGUGUUAUAAUGCUUCCGUCAAGUGAUUUAUAGCAUCAGUAACUGUUUCAUUGUAAGUGACAUAAAUAACAGAAGAAGAAUACAUACAGUUCUACUUGUAAUUUGGUAUUCCGAAACAUAAACUCGAUGAAGAUGAAAUCUCUGAUCGCUGACUUUCCGAAGGGUCGGUUGGAUUCUUACAGAAAACGUGCAACGUUCGACUGGAAAUUACUAAAACUCAAUUUAGAAGGAGAGGAGUUUGUGUACUAUCAGAACAGUCUGUGGGAUUUUAUUAAAAAAUCACCGAUAUUUCAAAGACGCGUUUGUCAUACGUUGGACGAGGAACGAAAGCUUUGCAAUGCUCGAAUCAGGGCGCUGAGAGAUAACAAUAUUACAAAUCCAAUCACCCAUAUGCACUGGUUCAAUAUUCUCUUCCAAUAUGACGCCUCGAUACCGAUUAAAGUAGGUAUAAUGCAAGGCCUGGUGCCAACCACAUUUAUCGCUUUAGGUUCUAAAGAUCAGUAUGACGUCGCAGAGAAGAUUGAAGAUGGGAAGUACAUGUGCUGUUUCGCGUUAACGGAGAUAUCCCACGGAACAAACGCAAAAGGCAUAAGAACCACGGCAACGUACGAUCCGAAUUCAAAAAGCUUCAUUUUACACUCCCCCGACUUUGAAGCUGCUAAAUGUUGGGCCGGUGGUUUAGGAAAAACUGCAACGCACUCUGUCGUCUUUGCACAAUUGAUCACGCCGGAUGGUAGAAAUCAUGGCCUUCACACUUUCAUCGUGCCUAUCCGUAAUCCAGAGACACAUAUGCCUCUACCCGGCGUUACUGUCGGCGAUAUGGGUGAAAAAAUAGCGAUGAACGGCGUGGACAAUGGAUUCAUAAUGUUCAAUAACUACCGUAUCCCUCGUAAUUCUUUGUUGAAUCGAACGGCAGAAGUCACGGAGGAUGGAAAUUACGUGUCGGCCGUAAAGAAUAAAAACAAAAGAUUUGGCGCGUCGUUGGGUGCAUUGUCUUCUGGCCGAGUCACGAUCACGUCUAUAUGCGCAAAUUUAGCCUCCGUUGCUAUAGUUAUCGCUAUUCGUUAUUGCGCGGUAAGGAAACAAUUUGGACCGUCAGAAUCCGAGGAAUGGCCGGUUAUCGAAUAUCAAGCGCAGCAAUGGCGACUGUUCCCUCACUUGGCGGAGACGUACGCGAUAAAAAUAUUUUCCGCCAAAUUUGUGCAACAGAUGUUUGAGUUUCAAAUGAAACUCGUGAAUCCGGAAAACCAUGAUCAGAUCGAUAGCGAAGGUAUGGAAAUUCAUGCAUUGUCUUCUGCGUCCAAACCGCUGUGUUCAUGGACUAGCAGAGAUAUUAUUCAGGAUUGCAGAGAAUCCUGCGGCGGGCACGGAUACUUGAAAAUGUCGCGUCUGGGUGAUUUAAGAGCUGAAAACGAUGCAAACUGUACCUACGAGGGAGAGAACAACGUAUUAAUUCAACAAUCCAGUAAUUGGUUGCUGAACCAAUGGUCGAACAUGCUCAAUGGAAAGCCCAUAAAUUGUCCUCUUAGGUCAAUAGAUUUCCUAAACGAUGCCAAAGACAUUUUACUGCAAAAAUUCUCUUGUACGACAAUUCAUGAAACGUUAAAACCAGAAAAUUUAUCUUUAUCCUGCAAAUGGCUAAUAUGCUACUACUUAAAAAGAACGCACGAACACGUACAAAAUUUAAGAAGCAAAGGUUUUAAUGAUUUCGAAAUUAGAAACAAUACGCAAGUAUUCUUCGCGCAGACUUCGUCUCUAUUGUAUGGACAGCAUUCCAUAAUGGAAUACUUCAUAGAGUCCACACGGAAUUCCGCGUGGAGACCAGAGGAGCGCAAUGUGUUAACAAAAUUGUGUUCACUUUACGGAGCAGUUGCAGUGGAAAAGAGAUUAGGGGACUUUUAUGCGGGUGGUUAUGCAACGCCUAAAAGUAACAUGGAUAACUUAGUACGAGAAGGCAUCGUGACCUUGUGCAGAGAAUUGGUUCCAGAAGCUGUGGCUCUAGUCGAUGUUUUGGCGCCACCAGAUUUUAUCCUAAAUUCACCGUUAGGAAUGGCCGAUGGCGAGGUGUAUAAACAUAUCAAAGAGUGGAUUUUCAAAGACAAAGAAAACUUCGAACGGCCAUCAUGGUGGAAAGAAAUAAUACGAUCGAAUUUAUAACAUGUAUAUACGUAUAAUUAAUUUUUUUAUUAUAUUUUUAAUAUUUUUAUGUUAUAUCGAUACAU
Colletes gigas is the source of this 2327-nucleotide messenger RNA. RefSeq names its product peroxisomal acyl-coenzyme A oxidase 3-like. The record is from RefSeq and is a predicted model, not a curated record. The transcript has 13 exons. Bases 232 to 2262 code for a protein of 676 amino acids. Gene Ontology annotation, cellular component: peroxisome. Gene Ontology annotation, molecular function: fatty acid binding; pristanoyl-CoA oxidase activity; FAD binding. Lineage: Eukaryota; Metazoa; Arthropoda; Insecta; Hymenoptera; Colletidae. Gene Ontology annotation, biological process: lipid homeostasis; fatty acid beta-oxidation using acyl-CoA oxidase.